UAGUUUGAUGAUUUUCACAGCGUUAAGAAAGGAAGUGGAAACACGUUGUGGUUUAAUGUCUCUGCACUGAAAGGAAAUCUGCAGUUUGAUCAGUGCUUUUACAGAUGAAAGACAAUGGAGAAGAUCAUGCUCUUUUGUGUUUUUUCAUACUUGAUUGUUCAGAUCAGCUCCAGCGAUGCUUCAGAACAUAAUGUGACUCUGUUAAGAUUUCAGCUGAAUGAAAGCAUCACUCUGAACUGCAACAUGACAUACAAUCAUGAAAUAGCCUGGUAUCACCAGAAUCCUGAAUCUGGACGACUAACAAUGCUGAUAUUUGCCUUAGCCAUGGGCAGGAUAAGAGAGCUAGUUUCAAACCGUUAAAAACACUCGCGUAACAGUUAAAGAAGAUAGAAGUAGAAACACAGGCUCGCUAGUUAUGACUGGACUAAUGGAGUCAGAUUCAGGUCUUUAUUUCUGUGGAACAAGAUCAGUGAAUUCAGACAUGCACUUUGAGAAACCCAUCAGACUACAGAUCGAGGACAGAGAAGACAAAGUUCAGUCCGUCACAGAUCCUCCAGAGGAAGAUGAGAUCACAGAUGAAGUGACGCUGACGGAGCGUGUGCUGAUGUUCAGUGGUGUUGCUUUGGCUGUGUUUCUGUGUUUUCUGGUUAUAAUCAUUGCAGGAAGAAACAUUUACUGUCACGGUUGGCGGAAAGGAUGGACCGCAGCCGAACAUGCUGGUCUGAAUGUUUAAAACUCACCUAAAUGACAUUUGUGAGCUUUAUUUUUUAACAAUAAUCAGCAUUUAUACUUUACACCAGGCUCACCGAUGUGAUUCAGAUGUGUUUCUGUCGGCCAGAUCUCAUAGACGUCUGUUUUAUCUGUUCAUGGCACAAACCUGUUCAAAUAAAAUGUCUUCAGUGUUCAAAGUGUUUUUGAGUUUCGAUCAAAUAAACAGCAGUAAAACUAUCAUGUCACGGUUGUAUUUUUGAUGAAGAAAAUGUAUAGAAAUGAUAAUUCUUUCUAAAUGUUAUGUAGAUCUAAACACACGGUCUGUGACUAUAAACAGAAACAGAUGCGAAUGAAUAAGUGUGUGUGCCGUCUUUCUUUAGUGAAAUAACAAUAAAUACCACUUUUCUGUCUGACUAAAUUGCAAUCCUGAAACAAAUUCAUUUAUUAUGAUCACUGUAUCACUUAUUAUUGUAAAACUGAUACAACAUCAAUGCGCUUUUAAAUCUCUAAUUAAACUACAAAAAUGGGUUCUUAUGUCAUGUUUGUUUUGUGAUUUCACUAGUUUCUGAUAAAUCUUAUCUUUGUUGGUGAAAUGCUGUGGUUUCAUUUCAAAUAUCUUCAGCUCUGUUCUGAGGUUGAAUGAAAGUCUUUGGGA
Messenger RNA from Carassius carassius (crucian carp), 1366 nucleotides. RefSeq lists its product as uncharacterized. Gene Ontology annotation, biological process: response to bacterium. Bases 416 to 733 code for a protein of 105 amino acids. The transcript has 4 exons. The record is from RefSeq and is a predicted model, not a curated record. Lineage: Eukaryota; Metazoa; Chordata; Actinopteri; Cypriniformes; Cyprinidae.